Westerdykella ornata is the source of this 2476-nucleotide messenger RNA. RefSeq lists its product as uncharacterized. Gene Ontology annotation, cellular component: plasma membrane. The record is from RefSeq and is a predicted model, not a curated record. The transcript is spliced from 4 exons. Bases 263 to 2326 code for a protein of 687 amino acids. Lineage: Eukaryota; Fungi; Ascomycota; Dothideomycetes; Pleosporales; Sporormiaceae. Gene Ontology annotation, biological process: urea transmembrane transport. Gene Ontology annotation, molecular function: urea transmembrane transporter activity.
CUUCAAGACCUCACGCCCACAGAUUCUGGCCUGUCCUUGGCCCAAGGCUUUCUGCCAAUGUCGGCUUAGAGCGAGUUUAUCUUCCUCGAAACGUGCUUCUGCACGUUUUUCGAGCCCAGAAUAACGCAAUGUAUAUGAUUCUACCAGACUUCAACCUUCCGCGGCUUUGUGCUCCGAGGAGUUAAAAUGGCCUCGUCUCGUCCAUCUGAAUAUAAGGGAACCAUUGUUUGAGUUCAGAGUCUCUGCGUGCCGCGGAAACACGAUGCUUCCAAGUCUGAAAGGAAGAGACGAUGGCACUGAGGUAGUGGUGCAGCCUCCACUAUCCCAGGCGGUUGGCUACAUCGUAGUCGUCGUUAUCGGUCUGGUCAUUGCAUCAGUGAUGGUCUUCGUGACGAAAUUGCUUAAACGAACGGUGGGUGAAGAUAACAAGAAGACCGAAAUGUUCAUGACCGCCAACCGAAGCGUCACCACUGGCCUCACUUCAUCUGCAGUCGUCUCAUCAUGGCUCUGGUCAACCGCAAUGCUUGGUUCCACCUUAGUCGGAUACGUAAAUGGCAUUUCAGGCCCCUUCUGGUUCGCAGCUGGCUGCAGCCCCAUGAUCGUUUUCUUCGCCGUGCUGGGCAUAUCCUGCAAGCGCAAAAUUCCGGAAGCCCACACGUUGCUCGAGAUUGUCAGAAUUCGAUAUGGUACAGCGGCACAUAUUGUGUACAUGUUCCUAUGCCUGGUCAACAAUCUCUUUGCCGUAGCGAAUAUGCUACUUGGAGCUUCAUCCGCUAUUUCGGCCAUGACCGGGAUGCACAUCAUCGCCGCAACUUUCCUGCUGCCAGUCGGCGUUGCUCUGUAUACAUUCGUUGGGGGCAUCAAGGCGACAUUCCUGACCGAUUAUAUGCACACCUUCACGAUCCUAAUCAUUCUCUGCUACUUCAGCGUGAAGGCCUUCACGCUGGACGAAGUGGGUUCCUUGUCGAAUCUUUUCGAGCUGGUCAAAGCUGCCGGCCAGCGACAUCCGGUUGCUGGGAAUGAGCAGGGAUCCUACUUAACAAUGACCUCCAAGGGCGGGAUACUCUUCGGAAUCCUGCACAUCGCCGCCAACUUCGGUCUGGUCAUCAUGGAUACCAGUUUCUUCAUCAAGGCAUUCUCGGCCAGUCCGCAAGCAGUCGUCCCUGGAUACGUGAUAGGCGGCAUUGCAUACUUCGCCAUUCCUUGGUGCAUGGGCACACUGGCCAGUUCUGUGGUUCUGGGACUGGAAAACACUCCUGUGUUUCCAACCUUUCCAAGGCGUAUGACGUCCCAAGAAAUUUCUGGCGGCCUAGUACUCCCAUACUUUGCCAUGACCAUUGCCGGAAAAGGGGGUGCGGCAGGAAUACUGAUCAUAACUUUCAUGGCAGUCACCUCUACUCUCAGCGCUCAAGUCAUUGCGGUCUCCUCAAUCAUCAGUUUCGAUAUGUACCGGACAUACUUCAACCGCGACGCGAGCGACCGUGAUGUUAUUCGCUGGUCUCAUUAUGGAGUUAUAUUCUUCGCUCUGUUUGCCUCCGCUUUCUCCACGAUGUUGCACUACGUCGGAGUCGAUCUCGGGUGGACACUUUAUAUGCUUGGAGUCCUGACCUGCCCAGGCAUUUUCCCGACCACCUUCACUAUUUUAUGGAGGAGACAGUCAAAAGCCGCUGCUAUCAUUUCACCACUGUUGGGUAUGCUUACUGGAAUAGCCGUGUGGCUGGGGGUCGCAUAUGCCCUCUACGGUGAGGUUACAAUAGCCACAACUGGGGCCACUGUACCUUGCGUAUGGGGAACUGUUGCGUCAGCGAUUUCGCCGCUUCCAUAUUCUGUCAUCAUCACGCUCUUCAAGCCUGAAUAUUUCGAUUGGGCAGACUUCCGCAAAGAAAAGCUUGCAUUCGAAGUAGACACUGCAUCCAUUGCCGGGAGGGCUACCAGUUUUACCUCGAACAUCGAGGGGCAAGAGGCGGAAUCUGCACUGUCAGAGUCUGUACUGAAACGGUGGGGUCGUAUCGCUUCUAUCUGGGCCCUCGCUACCUUCCUUGGUCAUUGGGUUCUUUGGCCAUUGCCCAUGUAUGCCAGCAAGUAUAUCUUCGGCGAACGCUUCUUCGCUGCCUGGAUUGCGAUUGCAAUCAUCUGGCUCUGGGGAACCCUGUUCGUCGUGGGGUUAUAUCCUAUAAUCGACGGACGAAAACAAAUCUGGGAGGUGUGGACUGCCCUACGGGGAGGAGAAUUCAAGAAAGUCAAAAGAGCGGCGCAAAGUGACACAGGAAGUGGAAGCGAAAGCGGAGUUGCAACCCCCGAAAAGGUGAUUGUUGAGAAGUCCUGAUGUUGACAGGCGGAGGUGGAACUUGACAUUGCGAUUACAGUACCUAGCAGCCGAAUUACAAGAUUGUACCGGGUAUUCAUAGAUAGAGACGGGGAGUGCAAGUCUUGUCAGUAUCUCCACUUUUGGAAUAGAGAGGAUCUCGCAGACCAG